Messenger RNA from Symbiodinium pilosum, 905 nucleotides. NCBI's taxonomy places the organism in Eukaryota, Dinophyceae, Suessiales, Symbiodiniaceae. The record is from the annotation of a GenBank genome assembly.
GCACUGCAGCUUUCUCGGGAAACUAUGUUCCAUUGACAGGCAAGCCGCGCACAAUCACCACUGUUCAAAGAGCAUCCGCUCCAGUCGAUGGCCAUGCCCAAGGCUCACAAUCAUCCAUUCCAGCUAUCACUGGUAUGGCUGCUAGCUUGGCUUUGCUCGGCACCAUCCGAGCACACAGGAAAUCUUCUCGGAAGGCCCAAACAUUACGAAAAGCCGAGAUCACAACAGGUACAUUUGAUCCAGUGACGGGAAAGAAAAACUAUGUGAACCCCUGGGAAGAGCGGGUCGAUUUGGAGAAAGACCUGCCUCCAGAUGCGGGAAAAAUCCCAUUUGGCCGGAAGUUCCGUCCGUACAGGGGCCCGGUGUACAAGCAGGUUCCUGUCAUCGAAGGAUUGGAGUUUCCCUUGGAUCCAAACUUGUACUAUCCGCCUUUGGAGCCACCUGCUCCGGGGGCGAAGUGGGGUGAUGGGCGAGCUCCAGAUGGCAAUUGGUAUAUGGAUGUGCAGGGCGAGGAAGUUCAGUAUUGGCAGGGCGUUGGCAAAAGAAAGACAGCCUGUGCGAUUGUAAGAAUCGUGAAGGGAAACGGCCAAUUCAUUGUCAACGGCAAGGAUGCCAUCACUUACUUCUGCCACUACCCGUAUUGGUGGCUUAAGGCAUGCGAGCCCCUGGCUGCGCUGUCCCAGAAAAACAAGUUCGACAUCAUUGCGAAAAGCUUUGGUGGUGGUGUUAGUGGACAGGCUGGCGCUAUUCGUUUAGCUUUGGCCCGGGCCAUGCAGGAGUACAACUUUAAUUGGAGGCCAAUGAUGAAGAAAGCCAGAUACCUGACUCGUGAUUGGCGUAUGGUCGAACCAAAGAAGCCUGGCCAACCCAAGGCCCGCAGGAAGACGCCAUUUCACAAGCGCUGA